Drosophila rhopaloa is the source of this 1649-nucleotide messenger RNA. RefSeq lists its product as uncharacterized. Lineage: Eukaryota; Metazoa; Arthropoda; Insecta; Diptera; Drosophilidae. The record is from RefSeq and is a predicted model, not a curated record. The transcript has 3 exons. Bases 87 to 1361 code for a protein of 424 amino acids.
CGUCGUCAAAUCAGUGUGAUCUGAAAGGCGAGCGUUAAAGUGUCGAUAAAGAGAGAGAAGUUCCAAAAGCAAUUCAACACUUCGAAAUGAUGGUGAUACAAAACAAACAGAAGAUCUCGGUGCCUGAGUAUCUAAACGAACAGUUUUUCACUGAGACACUAGAGGAGGGGCUAAGAGAGUCGAAAGUGACUUUGAAAGAAAUAAACUUUGAGUGGGGCAGCAACCCGGGGGACAACUACUGCUCGGCUAUCUAUCGGGUCGGUCUCACGUUCGCAAAGUGGGCUGAUGGGAAGGAAUCCUUAGCAACCGAACAACUCUCCCUGAUUGUGAAGACGAUUCCUAUCACUGAAGCUACCCAGUUUCUGGAGGACGUCAGUGUGUUUACUAAGGAAAAGCAGACCUACACCGAUGUCUUGCCCCGUUUGGAUAUCCUGAGCGGGGGAGACAAAUUUGGAGCAAAAUACUAUCACUCCGUAAAGACUCCGGUGCAGACAAUCGUGUUUAGCGAUCUUAAAGUCGAGGGAUACAAAGUUGCCUCUCGGGAAGCAGGCCUGGACUGGGAUCACGCCUCCCUUGUUCUCCAGCAGUUGGGCAAGUUCCAUGCCACAUCCAUGGUGCUGGCCAAAAGGGAUCCUGCCAUUGUAAAGCAGUACACCCGCGGUAUGUUAAGCGAGGAGAUCUUGAUGAAAAGUGAUACUUUUGAGCAAAUGUUUGGCGGCUUCCUCAAGGGCCUAAUCAAGAGUUCAGCUGGUUGGCCCGGUUUUGAAAAGAUAAGCAAAAACCUACAGCGCCUUUUGGACAACUUUCGGUCCGUAUGCGUCGCUGCAGCCAAGCCAAAGAAGGGAGAUCGAUACGUAGUGCUUAACCACGGGGACAUGUGGACGAACAACUUUAUGUACGCCUACGGGAACGCGUUGCAGCCUAAGGUUCCCACACAGGCCAUCUUUGUGGACUUUCAGCUGAGCUUUUAUGGCAGUCCGGCAUGCGACCUGAACUUUUUUUUGAACACCAGCAUUAAGCUUGAGGUGCUCCAGAAACGCCGCGAGGAGCUAAUAAAGUUGUAUUACGCGGCCUUCAAGGACGCUCUUGAGUACGCUCGCUUUGAUGGUAUUCCAACCUACGAGGACCUGCAGUAUGAGCUGCGCAGUCGCGAGACCUACGGGCUUUUUGGAUUAUUCGCUUUCCUACCUAUGGUCACCAUGCCUAAGGAACUCGCCCAAGACAAUAGCAUAGAAAACAUGCAGGACGAGGCUUUUAAGAACCGCAAGAUGGACGCCAUUUUUUCGCAGAAGUUUCUCAACGACUAUCAAAAGUGGGCCUUACAGCGUGCGGAUUCUCUUGGCGUCUUCGGGGACUAUUAAACCCCGGCUCGGGGAAGACCUCUCUUACAUUUGUGAUAUAAAUACGGUCAUCUCCAAGGCAUGCAAAGUUUAACUUUUGAGUCUAGGUGUUAUUGAAAAAAAUCGAUAUGUAUUGUCCGAAAGCUCGCUCCGGCCAAAUUGCUGACACAGCGUCUGGCCGGAAGAUCGUGCAUAGCCGGCAAGCACUACCCAUUGGAGUGGCCGCUAUGAGUCCCUUUUUAUGUUAGCUUUAAGUUCAGUUCAUUUUUAUAUCUCAAUAAAGACAGAGCCAUCGCUCUUUGAUAUGAA